AUGCUCUCUCGCCCACAACCCGGACUUCAUGCUCCUGGCCAUGUGGUUUCACGGAGCCGCAGUGGCCAGAUUCGGCAGCCAUCUUGUCGGGAAGCGGGCGGCGUCGGCGUAGGAAGAAGGCGUGGUCUGACCCUGCUUCCAGCCUUCGCCCUCCUGAGACGUCAGGGCGUGACCUCCCGAGCUGCGAGCAAGCACAGCAAGCAGGAUACCUGGAAGCGCCGGAAGAACUCCGAGCUUUACCGGGAGCUGGAAGCCGACUCUGCCCAGGCAGCCCCAGUGCGGCUGCUCCAGAAGCCCGAGGUUCUGGCGCCCGCUGGCGGAUGGCCUCAGCUGCGCGCCGCAGUCCGCGCAGGAGCCGAUGCCGUGUACUUUGGCCUGGAUGUUGGCCUCAAUGCACGGGCGCGAGCUGCCAACUUCACCACCGAUGAACUUCCAGAAGUGAUGGAUUUCCUGCACUCUCAUGGCGUCAAGGCCUACGUCACGUUGAAUGUACUGGUCUUCGACCACGAGCUCUUUGACCCUCUAGAUUCAGGGCGCCCUGGCAGUGGAACAGCUGUCCAAGCGCUCCAGGUGGUGGGAGAUACAAAUGUUGAUGCCCUCAUCGUGCAAGAUGUCGGCCUUGCCUUAGCCUGCCGGGAACUUUGCCCUCACGUGCCAGUGCACGCCUCCACGCAGAUGUCAAUUACAUCCGCCUCCGGAGCGUUGUUUGCUAACGAGCUCCUGGGUGCCGAACGUGUCGUGCUGGGUCGGGAGCUGAGUCUUGAGGAGAUCGCCGCAGUGGCACGGGACGCCCCCAACGUGGAGAUCGAGGUGUUUGUCCAUGGAGCUUUGUGCGUGUCGUACAGCGGGCAGUGCUUCUCGUCAGAAGCCUGGGGCGGGCGCUCCGCCAACCGUGGGCAGUGUGCUCAGGCUUGCCGUUUGCCAUAUGGUUUGAUCAAGGAUGGUGAGCUUGUGGAUUUGGGCGACGCAACGCGCUACCUCCUCUCCCCACAGGAUCUCAUGGCGUUGGAGUACGUGCCAGCUUUGAUCGACGCAGGUGCAGGCUGCUUCAAGAUCGAGGGCCGACUGAAAGGUGAGGAGUACGUGUCCCUGACAACAGCAGCAUAUCGCCGGGCCAUCGACCGUGCUUGGGAUGGUGACAGUAGCAAGCCACAGGGGCCUGGGAGUGAGCUUUUGGAGACGCCGGAGGUGACCCGCGCAGCUUUGGCACAGGUCUUCGCCCGCGGCCAGGACGAGGAGAACGAUGGCCUCUCCCCCGGCUUCUUGGAAGGUCCACGGCACCAGCGCCUCGUGCGGGGACUUGCGCCUAAACACCGAGGCGUCCUUGUGGGUCGUGUCCGGGCGGUGCAGGCCACGACCAGCUCGUUCGCGCUCGAGCUCGCACCGGGAGCGGUCGCUGUCCCUUUGAGACCCGGUGCCGGCAUUUUCUUCGACAGUGUGGAGUUCAAGGGUGAUGACGCCGUACUUGGGGGGAAGAUCUCGAAACUGAGGCUGCCUAAGGGUGGAGCCGUGGAGUCAAGUCAGGGUCUGGAGAAAGGAGCCAUCAUUUUCGUGCGUGUGGACUUCCAGGGCGCGACGGCUCAGGAGCGUCGAAGGCGACUGGGCUCUGAGGUAAAACCCGGAGACAUGGUUUGGAGAAACAAGGAUGAGGCCCUAGAGGAGCGAGCAAGGAUGAUCACGCUCUCUCACCCUGGCACCAAGGGAUCUCUUAGCAGACAAAUCAGACGACCGCCCUCCGAGGCAACGGCGAAGCGGAGCUUGGAAUUGGAACCUGGGUCUUCAGAGGUGGUGGACACUUUGAGUCGCUUGGUCGUUCCCACACUGCCACCUUUCCGCCAGCAGAAGACCUCCUUCAUGCAGUCGGAGCUUCCUGUGCCUCGCUUAACCGUCCUCUGCCGCAACCCAGAACAAGCUGCCGCCGUCCUGGCAUUGCCCAGAGGUUUGGUCUACGAGCUGCAGUUGGAUUUUCUGGAGGCCAAUGGCUUGCAGGAGAGUGUGGCCGCUGCACGCGCAGCCACACAGCGCGUGGCCGUGUGCUUGCCACGCGUGAUCAAGCCAAACGAGGACCGCCUGUGGCAGUUCUACCGUCGCCUUCAGACCGACGCCCUCCUGGUGCGGGGCAGCGGAGCGCUGUAUCAGAUGCUCAGUCUUGGGGAGAGCGAUCAAGGCUAUGAGGGCCCUGAAGUGAUUGGUGACUUCAGCCUGAACGCGGCCAAUGCCGUGAGCGCCGGCUUCUAUUUGGGCUUGCCAGGCUUGGAGCGGCUCACCCCAACCCAUGACCUCAGCGCCAUGCAGAUUUGCCAGAUGGCCAAGCGCCUCGGACCGGAGAGAGCCGGCCGCUUGGAGGUCGUUGCCCACCAGCACCUUCCCAUCUUUCACACGGAGCACUGCGUGUUUGCGCGGUUCCUGAGCAAGGGGAACGACUUCACGGAUUGCGGCCAUCCCUGCGAGCGAUCCUCGCUACAUCUCCGGGACUCCAAUGGUAAGGACCACAAGGUCCUUGCAGACAUGGGCUGCCGAAACACCGUGUUCAACGCCAAGGCCCAGUCUGCGGCGAUGGACCUGGCCGCCUUCGCGGCCGCGGGGGUGGGCUUCCUUCGCUUGGAGCUGGUGGACGAACCUGCUGAGUCUGUGGCUACUCUUGUGAAGCGGUACCACGCCGCAGCCCGGGGGCGACUUUCCGCCGACAAGCUUUGGGGGUUCGUGGCGCAGCUCACGGACUCAAAUGGUCGAUGUCAGGGGGUGGACAGAGGGAGCCUGGACGACGCCAGCAUCGAGCGCUCCCAGGGCCACGCAGUGCAGUGCAAGCGCGCGCUGGACAAGCUGGGUAUCCUGGGCGCGCUGAUGAUGCCAGCAGGUGGGAGGCAAGUCGCUUGCAAGAACGCCCUGGACAAAGCAAUAAGCAAUGCCCUCAAUGCCGUGGACGAUCUGGCUGUGACGGGGGCUGCCGGUCUAUCCCCGAAGGGGACCGGGCCUGUGUCACCGAAGGGAGCAGGAACUGGAAGUCCGCGCGCGCAAGGGUCGCGGAAGGGGCGUGAGACAGAUGCGGCAGAGGACAUGUCGGCCAUGGGGCUCUCUGUCCAGAGGAUCUCAACGGCCAAGGCUGCCGAAAGUUCAAGUGACACUGCGGAGAUGGCCGCAGAGCCUCCAGAGCAAGACCAGCACGAAGGUGAAGAAGAGCUGCCGGCUGAGAGUGGCAGCGGUGACGAGUUCGACGUGGCUGAGGAGGAGCUACUGCACGAGGAUCAUCUUCGUA
Symbiodinium natans is the source of this 3256-nucleotide messenger RNA. The record is from the annotation of a GenBank genome assembly. Lineage: Eukaryota; Dinophyceae; Suessiales; Symbiodiniaceae.